AUGGAGGAAGCAUUCGGAGCAGCCCCUGAGCCUGUAACUCCAUUGGGCAAAUAUCGCACCCUCAGCCCUCGCGCUGCCAUCCGCGUAUCUCCCUUACAACUUGGUGGAAUGUCAAUUGGUGAAGCCUGGUCCAGCUUUAUGGGUACCAUGAACAAAGAACAAUCGUUCAAGCUUCUAGACGCCUUCGUCGCUGCCGGUGGAAACUUCAUCGACACAGCAGGUUGCUAUCAAGAUCAGCAAUCAGAAGCCUGGAUUGGCGAAUGGAUGGCCAGUCGCAACAACCGCGACCAGAUUGUCAUCGGAACAAAGUACUCGUUUGAUUACCGUUCCUGGGAAGCAGGUAAAGGCAACGUGCCCAAUGCAGCAGGAAACUCCAAACGCAACAUGUUUCAUAGCGUGCGCGACUCUCUACGCAAGUUACAGACGGACUACAUCGACAUCUUCUAUUUGCACUGGUGGGAUCAUACCACCUCGAUUGAGGAGGUUAUGGACUCCUUGCAUAUCCUCAUUGAGCAAGGAAAAGUCAUGUACCUAGGAGUUUCUGAUACGCCCGCGUGGUGGGUAUCUGCAGCGAAUACAUACGCCCGCGCACAUGGCAAGACGCAGUUCUCUGUGUAUCAGGGCCAGUGGAAUGUACUUCGUCGAGAUUUCGAGCGAGACAUCAUACCAAUGGCUCGAUAUUUCGGUAUGGCAUUAGCACCCUGGGAUGUAAUUGGAAGUGGGCAUUUCCAAACCGCAAAACAACUAGCAGAGCGCAAUGCGAAGGGUGAGGGUCUACGCCUUAUGGCAGGCGAAGAGCAAAGCGAAGAAGAGCGUCGGAUUUCAGAGGCGCUGUCCCAAGUCGCAUCUGAACAUGGUAUUGAAUCAGUUACUGCUAUCGCAAUUGCCUACGUCAUGAGCAAGACACCCAACGUUUUCCCUGUUGUCGGGGGCCGUAAGGUCGAGCACUUGCACGACAACAUCCAGGCUUUGUCUAUUCGUUUGACUCAAAAGCAGGUUGAAUUCCUUGAAUCUGCCAACGAGUUCGAUAUUGGCUUCCCUCAAAACUUUGCUGGACGAGAUCCCACUGUCACAGAUGGCAGGACCAUGGAACUGGCCCAUAAUGCUGCUCUUGUUGAGUAUGUGAUGGCCCCGAAAGCCAUUGGCUAUUAG
This is a messenger RNA of Penicillium verrucosum, 1152 nucleotides long. Its product is annotated as aryl-alcohol dehydrogenase AAD14. The transcript has a single exon. Bases 1 to 1152 code for a protein of 383 amino acids. Lineage: Eukaryota; Fungi; Ascomycota; Eurotiomycetes; Eurotiales; Aspergillaceae. The record is from RefSeq and is a predicted model, not a curated record.